Messenger RNA from Siniperca chuatsi (mandarin fish), 2231 nucleotides. It is a transcript of the gene rnaset2, whose product is annotated as ribonuclease T2. Gene Ontology annotation, biological process: RNA catabolic process. NCBI's taxonomy places the organism in Eukaryota, Metazoa, Chordata, Actinopteri, Centrarchiformes, Sinipercidae. The record is from RefSeq and is a predicted model, not a curated record. The transcript is spliced from 10 exons. Bases 269 to 928 code for a protein of 219 amino acids. Gene Ontology annotation, molecular function: ribonuclease T2 activity; RNA binding. Gene Ontology annotation, cellular component: extracellular region.
GACAGACAGUUAGUGAAGCGCCUCCGGGACGUAAACUACAUGCAUGGACAUAAACAGCAGUGUUCAAUGGUACUGUAUCCUGUGUAACACACUAAACCAGUUUAGUUAUUUUAAUGGUAAACUGCGCUGCGUUUGUGUAACCACCACACAUCGUUUUUGAACAUAUCCGGGAGAAGGUCAGACAUGAGGCUCUGCUAUCCUCUUCUGCUCUGUCUGGCAGCAGCAGCAGCCCUGUCCUCUGCCUUUGUGAUUUCACCUCCGUAAACACAUGUGGACCAAACUGAUCCUGACCCACCACUGGCCAAACACCUUCUGUAAUAUGGAACACCCACCAUGUCAUCCCAACAUUAGCUACUGGACACUACAUGGACUCUGGCCAGAUAAAGGGAUUGACUGCAAUUCAUCAUGGCAUUUCAAUUCUUCCCUAAUAGAGGACCUGCUUCCAGACAUGAAGAAGAGUUGGCCUGACUUGCUUAACCCCUUGUCUGCUGGAUUCUGGAAGUAUGAGUGGCACAAACAUGGUACAUGUGCAGCCAAAGCAGAUUCUCUGAAUAGUCAACAUAAAUACUUCAGCAAGGCACUGGAACUAUACCAUAAACUGGAUUUGGACAGCAUCCUGAGGAAGUUCGACAUCACCCCUUCAGAAAAAUACUACACAUUUUCACAAAUUGAAGGAGUCAUAGAGAACUUCUACGGCGUCACACCUAAGAUCCAAUGCGUCUCUCCGUCAAAGAAUGCUGAUGUCCAGAUUUUGGGGCAGAUUGAGAUCUGUUUCAACCCUGACUUCACCCUCCUGGACUGUGAGAAACAGUUUACCAGGGAAACAAUAUCUAAAGGAGACUGGAACGAUCCCAUGGCUGUUGACAAGGCAUCUGGGUUCAGUGUGUGCGACCAUGAUAUGCCAGUUUACUACCCACCUCUUCCAUAAAACACAUACAUGUGCAAACUGAAUUGCAACACCACACUACAACCCUACUUUUACAUACACAAAGUAACAAAUGUAUUCUUUGUUUACCGGUCAACUGUACUGUAAUUUAGCAUGCACACACAUACUGCCUAACUAUAAUUUUAUUUUUCUCAGGCUUCACAAUGAACAUCAUAGCUUUAAUGAUAAUGUAAGUCAAAAAUAGCCUCACACAAUCAGUGCAGUCUGAAAACAUUUUUGAACUGCAUGAAAAUUCUGGCUGUGACAGGUACUUUAAUAUCCUACAAAAACCAGGACACACACACACACUGUCCACUACUGCAUAGUGCUGCUUUAAUGGAAUUAUGUUCCUUCCUGACCCUUACUAGUAGAUGAGUCUGAUAGUAAGCAGCAUCAUGGUGAGUUUAGGUCAGGCAGGUGGGCAGACAGGCAGUUUUGGUACAAUCUUGUUUGCAAAUGAGUAGAACCUUUUGUUGUAUUGGGGCGACUCUUACUUCAUGUUAUUGAUUGUGUAGAUGUCAAACCUUAGUGCAUAUCUUGUGCCUCUGCUGGCCAUAUUUUAUACCACAUUUGUGUGCUCAUGUUGCAUCUUUCUUUGCGGGGUUGAUUGGAUUUUUAGUUAUUAAAUAAAUGGUUUUGCAACUUUAUGAUAAUUAAAUGAAUCCAUUACACUCCAAUAAUAAGCAUAUUUUUGAGGGCUUUUGGGGCAAGGGCAAUCAUUUUUAGACAAACACUGCUGCUUUGCAACAACAUCUACAUCUUUCAGGCAUUAUAACCUAGUGGUAGUUAUCAUAAGCUACCUUCUGAUGUUUGCGAAGUACAUAAGCCACUGUAGGCCUGGUUAAGUCUGUGUCUAUGUUGCUGAAAGAGGACUGUUAGUCACAUGUGUGAGCUUAAACCAAUAGUAUGUGCAUUAUGUAUAGACUAGAGAGUAAACAUAGUGUAUGGUGUAUAGCGUAAAUGCUUCAGUUUCUUCUAUAUUCAUUCUUUAGUAGAGAUGAGUCCAAAAACUCAAGACCCACCCCAAGUUAUGUUAUUAUGCACAGAUGGUACAGGCAUAGAGCAGUAAAAUGUUUGUUUUUCAAGGGUGUAGCAAAUGUUUUAAUAAACACAAUUUAAUCCCCAACUGAACUUUGUACAAUGAUUUGUUUGUAUUGGUGCUGUUUGACAUUUUUGUGCAAAGUUAAAUCAAUUCAGCGUAAACUGAAAGGUGGACAAAUGCUGUGGUGUGAAAUGACUGAAAUGAACUUUUGUAUCAUUUAUUUUUGUCAUUUUAAUGUCAAUAAAAUAUUCAGUAUGUAACCAA